Molecule: messenger RNA, 114 nt
Organism: Colletotrichum tamarilloi
Lineage: Eukaryota; Fungi; Ascomycota; Sordariomycetes; Glomerellales; Glomerellaceae
Exons: 1
Coding region: 1-114 (37 amino acids)
Source: RefSeq, a predicted model, not a curated record
AUGCAGAAACAUCCCGCUUCCCUCCAGGGCCAACCUGGCGUCGGCACGGCACAGACUGUUCAAGGCUUCCCCUGUUCAAUCUCUGCAUUAUUCCGAAGAAAAAUCGCCCAUUGA